Debaryomyces fabryi is the source of this 531-nucleotide messenger RNA. RefSeq lists its product as uncharacterized. The coding region runs from base 1 to 531 and encodes 176 amino acids. The transcript has a single exon. The record is from RefSeq and is a predicted model, not a curated record. NCBI's taxonomy places the organism in Eukaryota, Fungi, Ascomycota, Pichiomycetes, Serinales, Debaryomycetaceae.
AUGUCGAUAGUGGAAUUACUGAAAAGUGUAGAUACGCUUGCAAAGAUAAUAAACCAGAAGAACCUUGAGUUGGAGGAGUUGAAAAAAGGGUAUGAUUCUAAACUUCAUGAAAUUAACAAGUACAUCAGAAUAUUACAAGAACAAGAGGGUAUUGAAUCAGAAAAAGAUAUACCUGAAGAUGUAUUCAGAGAGAAGAUAAGUAGUACAAUCAAGUGUAACAAAUGCAAUCAUGAAGUAUGGAAUAUCAAUAGUGAUAGUGAUUUCAUAAUUAUACCCAAGCGGAAAUUGAAAUACCUUCUUGGUCAUGAGAGUGAUCGAAGAUUACUGAAUGAAUUGAAAGAGCUAAAAAUACAAAAUGACUCGACCGUAUAUAAUAACUCAGAUAUACGACCAAGUCCUCAUGAAUAUCCAGGUCCUAAAGGCUAUAAGAAGCAGUAUAAUACCAAAUCAAAGAAGACAUGUUCAUACUGCUCCAAACCUGGUCACUCAAGAGCACAUUGCUUGGUUAGGUUGGCAACGCCUACUAAAUAG